Molecule: messenger RNA, 2096 nt
Organism: Effrenium voratum
Lineage: Eukaryota; Dinophyceae; Suessiales; Symbiodiniaceae
Source: the annotation of a GenBank genome assembly
CAGGAGAUUGCGACCAUGCGAAUGCGGAUCCUGAAGAAGCAUGGCACGGGCAUUCCAGAUGACAAAGUUAUGAAGCUCAUCAAGGAAGAGUUUGGUGCUGUUGAAGAGCCCUCCCGGGCAGCACGGAGGAUGGCGGCCACCGAGAAGCUCUUCGGCGGUGGCAGGCCUUGGUCUCGGUUCUUUGUUGAAGCUCCGCAUGUGCUGACGAGGCGAAAGUCAGACUCCAAGAUAGUACCCAUCCAGAACUUGACCGACGAGGGCCCGGCGCAGACCAACGUCACCUUCACGUUUGAGCACAUGGAGUAUUCCUGCCUCGAGAGCUGCGACCGUUUGGAGCUGAUGAUUUGCCGCGACUCUGAUACGACAGCUCCGCUUGGAAAGGGCAGUGUGAUGUACAGAACUGUCGAGGUCACGGCCAAGGAUAAAAAGGACUUCAUCGCCUCUGAAGGAGUCAUAGAGUUUGACGAGGAUGACACGGAAAAGCUGUUGAUGAUUAAGAUCCUGGAUGAUGACGAGCACGAACCUGACACCUAUUUCAACAUCGAGUUGCACAGUCCUGUGACGGGGGAUUUCAACGCUGUGGCCACGCUCGGGAAGAAUCCAACGGCACAUGUGAGGAUUGUGGACGACGACGCAGUGGGCGUUCUGGCUUUCAGACACUCCGAAAUCAAGGUCAAAGACGACUUUACGGAUGACAAGGUGGUCAACAUCACUGUUCUUCGGCAGGCAGGUGCGAAAGGGAAGAUUUCCUGUGAGUACCACACGGAAGAUGGGACUGCGAUUCACGGCAUCGACUACGACGAGACCUCUGGAACGCUGGAGCUUGACGACCAGGAGACUGAAGCAGAGAUCAGCGUUGUCAUCAAGCCCAAAGGCCGAACGGACAGCUUCUCCAUCUUCAGACUGUACAUUGAAGAGGCGUCCGGGGGCGCCACCUUUGCGGCGCACACCGACGGGGGCGAGGAGUGCUGCAUUUGCACCAUCGUCAUCGGCACCGACACCGUUGAGAAGCGACGAACCGAGAAGUUCCUACAGGCGUUCAAGGUGAACUGGGAAGUGCAGGUCAUGGCCAGAGAGAACUGGAAGGACCAGUUCAUCGACGCCAUCUUCCUCCAGACCGAAGAAGCCGAGGGCUGCGAGCUGGUCACGGCCUGGGUCUUCCACAUCAUCACAAUGCCGUGGAAGGUGAUCUUCGCUCUCCUUCCCCCAGUCGACUACUGCGGAGGGUGGCUUUGCUUCCUCACCUCCCUCAUGAUGAUUGGGGCAGUCACGGCACUCAUAGGCGAUUUGGCGGAGCUCUGCGGAUGCGUGGUGAACAUGCCCGACGCGAUCACUGCCAUAUCCCUGGUGGCUCUGGGCACCAGUCUGCCAGACACCUUCGCUUCCAAGACGGCGGCAGAGCAGGAUCCCACGGCGGAUGCCUCCAUCGGCAACGUGACCGGCAGCAACUCGGUGAACGUCUUCCUGGGCCUUGGCUUCCCUUGGACCAUCGGAGCGGUCUACUGGGCGGCCUUAGGCGCCCUGCCGACUACUCAUCCUUGGUUCGAGAAGUAUGCCGGGAACAGCGUGAUAACCGACUAUCCGAGCGGCGGCGUCUUUGUGGUGCUUGGCGGGAACCUGGGAUUCAGCGUCGCAGUAUUCUGCUGCUGCGCACUCUCCUGCAUCCUGGUGCUCCUGCUGAGGAGGUGGUUCGCCGGUGGCGAGCUGGGCGGUCAUAGAGGCCUGGCGAGAGCCACCUCGUGCUUUCUUGUUGGCCUUUGGCUGCUUUACGUGGGACUGUCGUCCUGGAAUGUCCUGUCUGAAGAUUCACCCUGCUGAGGCUUCUGGUCUUGUUUGGCCAUGCCAGACACUGGAGGCUGUGCAACACUUCGCUUAGCGGCGGAGCGGAAAGCACGCGGCGCUCUCAAACAACAACACCGUUUGUGAACGCCUAAACGCGUUUCCGCGUUUCAGAAAUCGUUUCACGCUAAUGCACAGGUCACGGGCACUGCGCUCUUAAAGAGCGAGUGCAGCUUGACACUGUUCACCCACCGGGAAACUGGUUUGUAUGAUACAACCUGUCAGGCCACUUGUGACACCUUGGCUGCUUUGAAUCC